AUGUGGGCCACAAGGCUUCGACAGCCGUUGCUGUUGUCGCCGCGCGCGGUUCCGUUUCGUCGACCACUGUCGAGCCUCCGAAGCAGCAACAACCAUCGCGGCCCGCGUAACAGCAUCAGGCGGCCAGACCGCAUCCAGCCAUCGCAAAAAGCAUCGCAAACACCACAGCGACCUGAUUCAGGGAAUGCUGAACCCCAGGAUAGCCCCAACGAGAAUUACGACCCUGCGCAAAACACUCUCUCUCUCCCUAUUCUGGCAAAUUCUGGAUUAGUGGUUCAGCGUCAGCUCGAAAUGAUGAAUGUGAUGAUUGGCUUCGAACAAGCAAACAAAUAUGUCAUCAUGGAUGCGAUGGGUAAUCACAUUGGUUACAUGGCAGAGCAAGAGAAGGGCAUGGGCAAUGCGAUGGCGCGCCAGUGGUUUAAAACCCAUCGCAGCUUCGUGACGCAUGUGUUCGACCGAAACGAGAACGAGGUGCUUCGGUUCAAUCGCCCAUUUUCUUGGAUCAACACCCGAAUCCAAGUUUAUGACCCCAUCGAUCCUGCUACUACCAAUUACUCUUCUUCUACUUCUCAACACACCACCGUUCCCGGCUCUCUUGUUCAGACCGAUACUGCCACCCGCGUGUCUCAACUUGGCUUUGACCAGAUGCGAAUCAUUGGCGAGGCUCAGUCGCACUGGGCACCAUUGCGUCGCAAGUACAAUCUUUUCACAUAUCAUCAGUCCCCAAACCCAGCAACAGAUAUGGGCACGCAGAAGUUUGCCCUCGAUACCUCCGAUCUUUCGAAGGUGCAACAGACGCAACUAGCACAAAUUUCCAAUCACCGCGAGGGCAAUUUCAACCAGUUUGCUUAUGUUGACGAGCCAAUGCUAUCCUGGGACUUCUCUCUACUCUCUGCUGAAAAUCGACUGAUUGGAUCAGUGAACCGCAACUUUGCCGGAUUCGCUCGAGAAAUCUUCACCGACACUGGUGUGUAUGCGCUGCGAAUGGACUCGGCAGGACUUGGCCUCGUUCAGGCACCGAAUGAAGCUAACACGCCGACUGGAAUGACUCUUGAUCAGCGUGCAGUAAUGCUAGCUACGGCAGUAAGUAUCGACUUUGACUAUUUCAGCCGCCACAGCAGCUCGGGUGGUGGAUUCGGGUUCAUGCCGCUCUGGUUCCCCGGUAUGGGUGGAGGGGCUGCUGCUGGAGAGGCAGCAGGUGGUGCCGCCGCCGGUGGUGCUGCAGCUGGCGAAGCCGGUGCAAUAGGUGAGGCAGCUACUGGUGCGAUUGGAAGGGCCGGUGCUGCCGGUGGUAUAGCAGAUGGCAUGGCUGCUGGAGCUACAGGCGCUGGAGCUAUGGCUGGAUACGAGGCAAUGCAGAGAGGCAUGUCGAGCGACCAAAGCAACCAGUCCGCAUACCCGGACCAGCCAUCCUCAGAGCAGACAGGGCCCACCGCAGACGCUUGGCCUCAGGAACAGCCCGAUGACGUCUGGGGUGAGGGAGACGACCCCUGGAGCGAUGGUGGCGAUGGUGAAGGUGGAGAUGACUUCGACUUCUUCUGA
Penicillium maclennaniae is the source of this 1542-nucleotide messenger RNA. RefSeq names its product scramblase family protein. The record is from RefSeq and is a predicted model, not a curated record. Gene Ontology annotation, cellular component: plasma membrane. The coding region runs from base 1 to 1542 and encodes 513 amino acids. Gene Ontology annotation, biological process: plasma membrane phospholipid scrambling. Lineage: Eukaryota; Fungi; Ascomycota; Eurotiomycetes; Eurotiales; Aspergillaceae. Gene Ontology annotation, molecular function: phospholipid scramblase activity. The transcript has 4 exons.